Messenger RNA from Brassica napus (rape), 1348 nucleotides. RefSeq lists its product as uncharacterized. The record is from RefSeq and is a predicted model, not a curated record. The coding region runs from base 209 to 1180 and encodes 323 amino acids. Lineage: Eukaryota; Viridiplantae; Streptophyta; Magnoliopsida; Brassicales; Brassicaceae. The transcript has a single exon.
UGGAUGAAGAAAUACAAACCAAAGACUUUUCCUCCAUUGAAAAGUAGCGAACCAAUCAAUCAGCCUUAUGGUUAGUAGUUAGUACCACUAACUUAGUAGUAUAUAAACAGAUGAUGGGUAUGAAUAUGUGAUCUUAUAAAUCCUCACCUUCAUUUCCAAAACCAAUAUCCAAAAGUUUUUCAUUUUUUUUCUUUCUUUCUUGUAAACCAUGGGUCUAUUUUCGUUUUGGAAACUUCUAAAGGAGGUGGUGGGUAUGUUAAACGAAUCCCGCAAACUCUUUCUCAAGAACAAGAAGCUGAUGUUCUCUGUCUUUGUAUUUUAUCUCGUGCUCAAUGGUUUACUUUACUUAUUCAACGUCCUUACUAUUACACCCGAGAUAACAAACUUGACUCAAGAUUUAAAUUUGUUACCUACGAUGGAUCCUAGCAGCCCGGAAUACAUGGCCCAACUUAUGAAGGUCUUUGCAGAUUUUCGCCUAUUUGUCGUUUCUUCAGACAUCUUUAACGCUGUCUCCUUCAUCAUCAACAUAUUAUCCGUUCAAGUCAUCGUCCACGCUUCAGCUCUUACUUAUAAAAAGGAGAACGUCAAGUUCAAAGAUUUUGUGGUUCUAAUUCUUAAAUCUUGGAAGGGACCUCUUGUGACCUCUUUCUACAUUUCUCUCUUUAGUCUUGGCUAUUGCUUGUUCUUCCUUAUAAUCAUUUUUCCUAUUCUUUUGUCAUCUUUGAGUAUUGCUUCCUUGUUUUCCUUGGUAUCCAAGAUUUUCGUUUUACUCGUUCUGUUCUUAUUGUUUGCGUCUUAUUUAGCUACUGUCUGGUACCUAUCUAUUGUCAUAUCAGUACUGGAGGAAACUUAUGGGAUACAAGCUUUGGGAGAAGCUGCAAAGAUUGUUAAAGGAAUGAAGCCAAAACUAUUCCUCUUGAAUAUUUUCUACGGUUUAUUGAUCUUUGGUUUAGCUCAGAUCGUGGCUCUAGUGAGUCUAGCGGUCGAUAGGAGCCAGUCAUUUGCGGUUACCUUAGCCACCGGUUUGUAUCUAGCGGUGUUAACAUUUGUGGCGAUGUUUUUACUUAUGACUUACACCGUUGCAUAUUUCCAAUGUAAGAGCCCCCACGGUGAAGACGUUGAGAGGCUGCGGGAUGUUGAGUAUACGACACUACCCACUACUUCGCUUAUAGGAGCAUGAGCAUUGCCUUGAAUUCUUUAAAGAGACGCACAUAAAAUGGUAUAGUCGCAUGGAUGGAUUGUUUGUUUUGUUUUGUUUUGGGAUUUGGUAGACCACUGUAAUAAAUAAUAAUCAAUGGUUUGGUUGAUAAUAAUAAUAGUAAUAAUAAAAAAUAUUUUACUUCUUUUA